Messenger RNA from Lindgomyces ingoldianus, 729 nucleotides. RefSeq lists its product as uncharacterized. Lineage: Eukaryota; Fungi; Ascomycota; Dothideomycetes; Pleosporales; Lindgomycetaceae. Bases 1 to 729 code for a protein of 242 amino acids. The transcript is spliced from 2 exons. The record is from RefSeq and is a predicted model, not a curated record.
AUGUUCCGUCAAACCGCUCUUCUCGCCCUUGCUCUCCUCCCCUUCUCCCUUGGUCAAGUGUCCGAGGGCUUCGAAAGCGGGUGGGACCAGACCGCAUGGCCCACCUACGCGGCCGACUGCAAUCAGGGGGGUAAAGUCACCCUUGACAGCUCCACCGCUUAUAGCGGCAAGAAUUCUAUGAGGGUUGAUGGUGCGGGUGGCUACUGUGGACAUAUUUUCUUUGGCACAACGAAAGUCCCCAGCGGUGACGUUUACGUCAGGGCUUACGUCAAAGCCUCCAAGGCCUUCACCGACUCUCAUGUCUCCUUCAUCACCAUGCCCGACUCCGCCCAGGGCGCUAAGAAGCAUCUCCGCAUUGGCGGCCAAAGCAAGAUCAUGAUGUACAACCGCGAGUCCGACGAUGCCACCCUUCCCGACCUCUCCCCGCAAGGUAUUGCCGCUUCCACCGCCCUUCCCACUGGCUCCUGGCAAUGUUUCGAAUACCACUUGGGAACCGAUGGCACCAUUGAGACUUGGUUGAAUGGCAACGCUGUGGCGGGUCUUACCGUCAAGGCUGGUGUCACCAAUAAAAACGCCGCCCAGUGGCAGAGGAGCACCUACAAACCCAAAAUCACCGGUAUUUACUUCGGUUGGGAGUCGUACGGCGGCGACGCGAAUACCUUCUGGUACGACGACAUUGUCGUCAGCUCGAGCCGUGUUGGAUGCGCUGGCGGAUCUCCUGCUCAUUAG